GACAGAAAGAUAAGCACAUGAGCACUGGAUGUCAUACAGAAAGGGGCACAGUGCAGAACUUCGUGUGGGUAAUGUGAGACAAAAUCGGAUGCUGUUAAAUAAACCGUAAAAUUACAUUUCUUGGUUAAAACUGCUGACCUAGUUUAGAUUUCAUUCAUCAGUGCACAUGAGCGCAUUCAGACUGCAGCAAGUGAAGGGUCAUAUUUUGCCUGAAAAUAAGAUUGCGACAAUGGCAGGCUCACCUAGUCCUCUAACCACACAUGUCCUGAACACUGCGAUGGGUGUCCCUGGCUCUAACAUGUCCCUCAGCCUUCACCGACAAGAUCCACUAACUAAAGCCUGGAAUUUGAUAACCACUGGAAUCACUAAUGAUGACGGUCGCUGCCCAGGACUUAUCACAACACAGCUGUUUACAUCUGGUGUGUACAAACUGCAUUUUGAAACUGCUCAGUACUGGGGAAGUAGGGGAGAAGCCAGCUUUUACCCCUAUGUUGAGAUUGUCUUCACAAUAAAUGAACCAGGCCAAAAGUACCACAUUCCACUGCUUCUGAGUCGUUUCUCUUACAGUACGUACAGAGGGAGCUAGAGGUCAAGUGCGAUAAAACCUCUGAGGAGAUCUUCGUCCAUCAGCUGACACAUCAGAAGCAGAAGCUACUCCUCCAAGAACAUUCAUGGCAGCAUCAACUAACCUGCUAUACUUAUUCAUUCAUUAGGCACAAUGCUUAAUUAGACUGAUUCCUCCAUUUACGUAAUCAUGUUACUAUCAAUAAAUGGUUUUUUUUGCAAUGAAACAA
Messenger RNA from Acanthochromis polyacanthus (spiny chromis), 794 nucleotides. RefSeq names its product 5-hydroxyisourate hydrolase-like. The transcript is spliced from 4 exons. Lineage: Eukaryota; Metazoa; Chordata; Actinopteri; Pomacentridae. Bases 167 to 586 code for a protein of 139 amino acids. Gene Ontology annotation, molecular function: hydroxyisourate hydrolase activity. The record is from RefSeq and is a predicted model, not a curated record. Gene Ontology annotation, biological process: purine nucleobase metabolic process.